Messenger RNA from Oreochromis aureus, 1103 nucleotides. RefSeq names its product interleukin-25-like. Gene Ontology annotation, molecular function: cytokine activity. The record is from RefSeq and is a predicted model, not a curated record. NCBI's taxonomy places the organism in Eukaryota, Metazoa, Chordata, Actinopteri, Cichliformes, Cichlidae. Gene Ontology annotation, cellular component: extracellular region. The transcript is spliced from 3 exons. Bases 624 to 1103 code for a protein of 159 amino acids.
UGUGUUUUUAUUUCACAUUUAUAUUUUACAGGAUAAUACAGGUGUUUCACGGCACAGUGCUGACUUGAACCUUGGACCGUUUAAUUAGGGUGACCAUGUUUUGAUUUCCAAAAAAGAGGACACUUGGCCAGUCAUGAAGAACUUUAAUAUUACUGUUUGCUAUAUUUAAACGGUACCUUCUCUGUGCGGUUAAUGAAUGGUGAAAUAAAAAAUGUCAUAAAGGUUUUUACAAAUCAACAAGUGCAAAAAAAAGAGGACGGUUGGUCACCCUAGUUUAAUACAUUUUGCAAACUUUUAAUUUGAAUUUUGAAAAAGAAGCCGACAGAAGCUUUUGUGACUCUGAUGUGUAAACACUGAGAUGCACUGUUGGGGAUCAGAAUGACAAUAUUCACGUUUCAGGCGAUAAAACCUUUUUCUGUAAAACAUAAACAUCUGUCUCUACCUUUAAAAAAGCAACAAACCAACAAUGAAACGUGAAAUGUUUAAAAUGAGCUCACAGCGGAGUCUAUUAGAGGUACGAUGCUGUCUGCUCCCGGUCACAAACACAGCGCGCAGCCAGCAGAGGGGCGGGGCCGCACGCGGACUGUUUCUCAUGAGGAAAUGUUGAUAUUGAGGAGAUCCCCAUGGCAACGAGGCAGCCGCAGGAGCUACUGUAUUUAAAGCAGCUUCAAUGGAGCGGCCGCCAGUCUCAGCCGUCCGAAGUCAAGAUGGUCGCGAGCUUCCUGCAGUUGAUCUCUCUGCUGAUCCUCCACGAGCUCCGCGCCUCCGCCGCCAAGUCCACGUGUCUCACCGCCGAGAUGGUGGAGGCCCGCGAGCGAAAGUUUAACGCCAGUCAGAAGAAGCUCAACCUUCAGCCCGACGCCCGCGAGCACCAGAACCGGACCACCUGCGUACAGGCUGCCCGAGAAAUGCACGAGCUCAACGGCCGCGCGCUGUCUCCGUGGUGUUACUACAUAGACCGAAACGACAGCAGGCAACCACGCGACAUCAGCUUUGCCAAGUGCCUUUGUAAGGGAUGCAUCAUCGGCGGGACGCGAAGUGAACGACUACAACUCUGUGGAGGUUUGGGCUCCGAUGUUGGUCCUCAUAAAGACCGAGUGUAA